AUGUACAGAAACGCAGCUUCACGUCUUAGGGCUCUCAAGGACCGUGCUAGCAGUAGGGCGCUGACUAGGUUCGCAAGUUCAAGUGCUGUUGCCACCAAGACCUCUUCAGGGAGUUACUUUAGCUGGCUGACCGGGGAACAUUCUUCGUCACUCCCUCCUCUUAACUUUCCACUCAAGGAUGUUAUCCUCUCGCCACCACUUCCUGAUUAUGUUGAACCGGGAAAGACUAAGAUAACAACUCUGUCAAAUGGCUUGAAAAUAGCCUCUGAACCAUCGGUGGUACAAAUGUGUCUUAACUACUACUCUGUUUUUGAAGCAAAAUUUUCCAUUAUCUUAACCAAGUUAUCAUUGAUUGGUUUGUUGAAUAGGACCCUGUGGCCUCAAUUGGGUUAUAUGUUGACUCUGGAUCAAUUUAUGAAACACCGGAUUCAUUUGGAGCCACACAUCUUCUGGAACGACUAG
Ilex paraguariensis (yerba mate) is the source of this 462-nucleotide messenger RNA. The record is from the annotation of a GenBank genome assembly. Lineage: Eukaryota; Viridiplantae; Streptophyta; Magnoliopsida; Aquifoliales; Aquifoliaceae.